Hydractinia symbiolongicarpus is the source of this 847-nucleotide messenger RNA. RefSeq lists its product as uncharacterized. The record is from RefSeq and is a predicted model, not a curated record. The transcript is spliced from 3 exons. Lineage: Eukaryota; Metazoa; Cnidaria; Hydrozoa; Anthoathecata; Hydractiniidae. Bases 357 to 737 code for a protein of 126 amino acids.
CACAAAAAAAACAAAUGUACGCGGAAAACUUCGUAAACAUAGUUCAGUUUACAUACAAGUCAACGGAUUUCUUUCUUGCUAAACAUAUAUCUCGUCAGAUGGACGUAUUCUGAAGCACCUAGAUGUCAAUGUAUUUAUUUAUUAGCUACUGACAUGUAAUAGUUGAGAAUGUGGAGAAAUGUUUCAGUAUGUGGCCAUAACAACGAUGAUGGACUGACUCUUAAAAGGCUAUUUAUAACCAGUGUUAACCUCAGAUACGGAAGACGUGCGUGUAGUCUUUCUAAAUGGCCCAAUGACAGCUAAUAGUUAUUCAUGUGUGGCGAAAUAUUCUAUCAGUUAUCUUUUUUGAUCUGGUAAUGCACUACUGUAGACCAAGGCAGAACGAAAGUACCAUGUUUACAUUGCUAAUUUAUGCUUCCAUUCUUCUCCCCGUGUGCUAUGGUGUGAAUAACGGAGGACCGACUAUUCGAGGAACGACACUUUCAAACAAAGGCGCGGUUGACCGAUUCUGCAAAUUAAAUCCAAAUAAAUGUCCCAUAUGGAAAUAUAGAAAUUUCACAGGAACGGUUAAUGGAAACCACAGCUUUAAAGAUAGUAAUACCAAAGGUACAAACCGAUUUACAUUAUAUGUUUUAGAAGAUAUGAAAAGAUUGAGACGAAAUAAAAAAAUAAUAUCAAGGGACGUAAUAGAAUCAAAAAGACGGUCCAGACCUGGGACAUUUGACGCAAGGUUGUAGAGAAAGAAGAGUUUGGACAAUAUCGAUAUAACUAGCUACCGCUUUUGUAAUAUAAAUUGUGGUUAAAUGUUGGUUAAUGACAAAGUUUUAUUAAGAAUAAAAUGGAUAAA